Adineta ricciae is the source of this 627-nucleotide messenger RNA. The record is from the annotation of a GenBank genome assembly. NCBI's taxonomy places the organism in Eukaryota, Metazoa, Rotifera, Eurotatoria, Adinetida, Adinetidae.
AUGUGUCCAUUGAAAAGUCCAUUUCCAUUCUUAAAUACACAAUUUCAAACUAAAUCUGAUCAGAAAAAUCCUUUGCGAAUCAAAUUCUAUCAACAAUCAAACGCACUUCUCCCCAAAAAUCUGUCUAUUCUGCUGACCACAUCAUUAACAUUAACGCCAUUCACAUUUGGGUAUGUUUUAGCACCAUCUAUGAGUAUUUUCAAUGAAACAUAUUUCAAUGCGAAUGAAAACGAUCGAAUCGAAAGUAUGAAAAUCAUGGAUCUAUUUGCGAAGUUAUUACAUAAUGGAAAUAUCAAUAUCAAUUCACCUUAUUGUAAAGAUAAUCAAUGUGAAGCCAAAGAUAAAUGGAAAAAUGUGUUUCCUGAAUCGAAUUUGAUUCUACUUCGAGAUGGUAAUUUCAGUCAAGUAACUGGUCAUCAUACUCAAGUUCAUUAUCUAUUCAACACUCUUAUUUCUAAUUUAACUGAACAUCCAUUUGAUACGGAUUUGUUGAAUACAUGGNUGGCUUCUCUGCCUUCUUAUAAUCAUUGUCGGCUGUUGGCUUGGCUGCUGUUUGAUACCGUUCUGUGUACGUGGAAUCAAAAAUACUCAACAUUACUGUCCAAAUUGCAAAGUAUUAAUUGGUGA